ACACAGAGAUGGCUUGUGGAGUUCCUUUGGGGAUCUUGCUGAUUUGUUUAGUUCAGGCAGAGCAUGUGCGUUGUCUGUGGGCUACACAAGCUCGGGGACAGAGCGGCAACACAUAUGUUGGCUUCUCGCAGCAGAGGGGUGGGCUAGCUGGCAGCUAUCCCCAGAAUCGACCCGGACAGGCCUCUGGUUCUCCUGGCUUCGCCCAGAGCAGUGGCUUCAACACAAACCCUGAAGUUAGCAGUGGUCAUAGCCAGAGGUUUCCCAGUAGCCGCUACACACAAACCGCUUCACGGCCGGCUCAAAGGGGCUUUGCUUCAGGCAAGUUGGCUCCGAGCGGCUCUGAGUCAAAGCCUGAUUGGCCACCGACCAAGUUGAAUGAGGCACACGUGCAGAAGAUGCCCAAAAAGCAGCCGUUUGCCUUCUCUGGUUCUAUUGCUGGUGGCAGUUCUCUCAGCAAGUACAAUCGAACACCGAUUAGCAAGAAGAGACCUGGACCCGGUCAGCAGGGUUCACCAGGUACUAGCCCGUAUCGGUCCAGCAGUUCUGCAUCUCUUCAGAAGCCUAGAGAAAGCUUCAAGUCUUCAGCUGUUUCUGAAACGCCAGCCUCCUCUGGGAGGGAAGGUUAUUCUACGGAGUCUUCCAGCCCGUCGGGAGCCGGUGCGUCACGAAGAAUCCCAGUUCGGACCAAGACCUCAGCCAGUGCCGCUGCUAGAAGGGUGUCUUCACGUCGUAGUUCUGUAGGCUAUAGACCUAGACCCGACUCCAGCCAGACUCUGGCUGUGAACCCGUACACAAGCAAACGGGUUCCUGUGAAUGUCCGUGACCCCCCUUCCUCCAAGACCAGCAGUACGGGGACCUCUGGUCAGGGGUUCGCUCCGUCCACAACCCACAACAUCCCUCAGCGCUUCGGUGGCUUCGCUAUCAGACGGCUGAAGGAACCUGCUGACCAGAAGGUAGUGAGUGUCAGGGAGCCGCAGCAGACCUACGUGGCCCCCCAGCGUCCCCUUGCACCUCCUCUGCAUCAGGUCUAUGCCGCACCCCAGCGUCCCCUUGCACCUCCUCACCGGCGUCCCCUUGCUCCUCUGCAUCAGGCCUCCGUGGUGCCCCAGCAGCCCCUUGCCCUGCAACAUCAGGUCUACGUGGCCCCUCAGCGUCUCCUUGCACCUCCUCACCGACGGCCCUACGUGGCCUCCCAGCGGCCCCUUGCUCCUCUGCAUCAGGCCUCUGUGAUGCCCCAGCAGCCCCUUGCCCUGCAACAUCAGGUCUACGUGGCCCCUCAGCAGCCCCUUGCACCUCCUCACCGGCGGCCCUACGUGGCGGCCCUGCAGCAUCAGGCCUACGUGGCCCCCCAACGGCCCUCUGCAUCUUACAGGUCCUGAGUGUCCGUCCGGGGCCAGUUGGAAGAGGAUCAGGCCCCGUGAGGGACCGUAGCAGAUGGGCGCAGUCCUGGGAUGGAUGUCUGGUGUUUUUGAAUAAAUAAAUAAUUUUA
Messenger RNA from Cyclopterus lumpus (lumpfish), 1489 nucleotides. Its product is annotated as zonadhesin-like. NCBI's taxonomy places the organism in Eukaryota, Metazoa, Chordata, Actinopteri, Perciformes, Cyclopteridae. The record is from RefSeq and is a predicted model, not a curated record. The transcript is spliced from 4 exons. Bases 9 to 1379 code for a protein of 456 amino acids.